AUGGCUGGGCUUGCUGCGUUGUGUCUCCUGCUUCUGCAGACUGGAGCUCUUGGGUUUGAAAUACUUGGAGGUGGUGUGACCCACCAGAAGAUCACAGAGAGAGCAAUUUUAAAUGCCACUGUGCAGGUGUGCCGUGCUGUGGCCACUGCUGAGGGCAAAGACUUUGCUUUUCCUCCACAACCUUUUACAGCUGAAUCUGUUGCUUUUGCCUGUGAAUCGUCAAACUCCAGGAGUUUCCUGCAGACCAUCAGGUUGAUCCAAAAAAAGAACAAACGAGUAGACCUACGACAUGUACUCGACGCGUCCUUUCACUUUGAUGAUGAGAAUUUUGCAGGAGGACGGGACAUAAUCACAGCAGGAUUAUCAGCUGUCAAAGCCAGCAACCAGCUAGAAAACUUUGAGGCAGCAAGAGAAAAGCUUGGAGAAAUCCUACACCCUUUACAGGAUUUCUACAGCCACAGUAACUGGGUGGAACUGGGGAAUGAAAGCCCAAACUCCAAUCUGUUCAAAUCAGGCACCAACAUUGGUAACAUGGCAGAUGAAACCAGAGCGACCUGUCGCAACUGUGAUGGAGACGACUGCACGAACAACAUUUUGGAGGAUAUCCUACGGGACAAAAUACUUACUUCAGGAUAUUUCAGUGCUGUGCCACUAUUGUCGAGCAAACCGCUGGGAAAAUGCAGCCAUGGGGGUACAUUUGAUCGGACAACAAACACAGAGCCCAGAGGUGGGAUCAACAAAGACAAUCCACAAUCAGACCAUGGGCAUCUCCACAAUAAAGCAGUAAAUGUGGCGAUAGCUGCAACCACAGAGAUACUUGAGGACAUUCGAGGGGCUGCUGGUGACAGAUCAUUCCUCCAGAUGAUGGGAAUCAUCAAAGGUAGGGCUCUUUGUUUUGCGAUUGACACAACAGGAAGCAUGAGUGAUGACAUUGCGGCAGUGAGGACCGUCACUUCCAACAUAAUCAACAGCAAAGUGGGAACACAAGAUGAGCCCUCUGUUUACAUUCUGGUACCUUUCAAUGACCCAGAGUUCGGGCCACUGAUAAGGACUACAGACCCAACAGUCUUCAAGAAUGCUAUUAAUUCACUAACAGCAACUGGUGGAGGAGAUGCGCCUGAACUGAGUCUUUCAGGACUUCAGCUGGCUUUAACUGGUGCGCCACCUAAUUCGGAGAUCUUUGUCUUCACGGAUGCGCCUGCUAAAGACACACAUCUGAAAAGCACAGUGCUGGCACUCAUAGAGCGGAAAAAGACAGUGGUGACUUUCCUGAUAACGAAUGUACUGUCGUCUCGUCGUCGAAGACAGAUUGGUAACAACCAACAACAAAGUCGCACUCGAAUGGUGGCGUCAGCUGUGCAGCUGUACAGAGACUUGGCUCAGGCUUCAGGGGGUCAGGCUAUUGAAGUGACGAAGAGUGAACUGCCUAAUGUCACCAGUAUCAUAACAGAGUCCUCCAGCUCCUCUCUGGUGACCCUUCUGCAGGCUGCCAGAAACCCGGGAAAGGCCGAAAAUUUCACUUUUACAGUUGAUGCGACAGUAAAAAACCUCACAAUUUACAUCACUGGGACAGCUGUCAGCUUUACUCUAAUCAGUCCUUCAGGUAACACGACAGAACCAUCAACCAUUGGAGCGGGAAACUUCCAGACUCUGCAGCUUACAACACAAGCGGGACAGUGGGAAAUGAGAAUGGUGUCAACAAAUCCCUAUACUCUGAAGGUCGUAGGUCAGAGUGCCAUUGACUUCCUGUUUGACUUUUUGGAGGUAUCUCAGGGCCCAUUUGGAGGUUUUGAUGUCGUAGACAAUCGCCCCAGAGCUGGUGUUAAUGGUAGCCUGCAGGUGACUGUAACUGGGAGCGACUCCGCCACAGUGACAGAGGUCACUCUGGUCGAAUCAUCAGGAUCAGCAGAGGUGAACGGCAGUGUGGAGGCUCAGGGUGAUCGAAACUUCUUAGUACAUUUUGACAGGAUACCAUCACAGGAGUUUGUGGUGCUUGUUAAGGGGCAGAACAGCAAUAGUUCCUCCAGAGCAUCCUCAGUGCUCUUCCAAAGGCAGUCCCCCACCAGCAUCAGAGCUUCUACUGUGACUGUUACUACUCCUGAUUCAAGCAAUGUCUUAGUCCCAGGAAAAUCAUUGUCAGUGCCCUUCUCUGUGACAACCAGUGGUGCAGGAGGAACCUUCAGCAUCCAAGCUACCAAUGACCAAGGUUUUACCUCAUCUUCCCCGUCCAGUUUAGUCCUGGAAACUGGAGGUAGUGCUAACGGAACAGUGAACCUUACCGCACCUGUUAACACCGCAUCUGGUACUGACGUCACCCUGACCAUUGAGGCCCAGGCUCCUGGAGGCGGAGACACCAACUAUGUUGUCUUGCGUUUCACUGUUCUUAAAACGGUGACUGAUUUCACUCAGCCAGAGUGUAAGCUGCUCAGCCUGCAGUCCAACUGCUCUACCAACUGUAGCGUAAUGUGGGAGCUCUCUGUUCAGGUGACUGAUGGGGCUGAAGGGACGGGUUUGGACCGUGUCAGCCUCAGACAGGGCAACGGAUCCUUUAACACCAGCCUGUCUGCUGGCAACGUAACUAUGGUGUCCUACCAAGCUUCUUGCUGCUCGCCUGAUGUGGAGCUGGUGGUGGUGGAUAAAGUGGGUAAUGUAGGCACCUGUUUCUUCUCUGUGCGGUGUGAGUGUUAUCGCUGUAUCCGCCUGUGA
Molecule: messenger RNA, 2706 nt
Organism: Scomber scombrus (Atlantic mackerel)
Lineage: Eukaryota; Metazoa; Chordata; Actinopteri; Scombriformes; Scombridae
Product: von Willebrand factor A domain-containing protein 7-like
Exons: 16
Coding region: 1-2706 (901 amino acids)
Source: RefSeq, a predicted model, not a curated record